Messenger RNA from Mercurialis annua (annual mercury), 904 nucleotides. Its product is annotated as DNA-directed RNA polymerases II, IV and V subunit 8B-like. Gene Ontology annotation, biological process: DNA-templated transcription. Gene Ontology annotation, molecular function: DNA-directed RNA polymerase activity. The coding region runs from base 199 to 639 and encodes 146 amino acids. Gene Ontology annotation, cellular component: RNA polymerase I complex; RNA polymerase II, core complex; RNA polymerase III complex. The transcript is spliced from 4 exons. Lineage: Eukaryota; Viridiplantae; Streptophyta; Magnoliopsida; Malpighiales; Euphorbiaceae. The record is from RefSeq and is a predicted model, not a curated record.
AACUAUUCCAGUUUUCCUAACUUAAACACAGCAGCGCCGGUCUUCUUCCUCUUCAUCUGAUUUGUGGUCUCCGAUUGCUAAAAAAAAGUUAAAAAAAGCACGCCUUUUCCAAAUUUCAGGCAAGCCAAGGCCAGCGCUAAAGCGCAUAAAGCGCUCGUCUGAUUGAAGGCGCCUCGGCUGGAUGGUCUAGAGGUGACAAUGUCCAAUAUUAUUAUGUUUGAGGAUAUUUUUGUGAUUGAAAAACUUGACCCAGAUGGUAAAAAAUUCGAUAAAGUGUCUCGUAUUGAAGCACACAGCCAGAAUUGUGGCAUGUUCAUGCAACUAGACGUGAAUACGGAAAUAUUUCCUAUGGCUGUUGGUGAUAAAUUUACUAUGGCAUUGGCUCACACUCUAAAUUUGGAUGGUACACCUGACACUGGUUAUUUUACUCAGGGAGGAAGGAAAACUCUUGCUGAUAAGUAUGAAUACAUUAUGCAUGGGAAGUUGUACAAGAUCUCAGAAGAAGGUUCAGGAAGAAAGGCUAAAGCGGAGAUGUUAGUUUCAUAUGGUGGGCUUCUCAUGUUUCUAAAAGGUGACCCUUCUCAUGUCUCUCACUUUGAACUUGAUCAGCGUCUUUUUCUUCUUAUGAGGAAGCUGUAAAGCUCAUUGCUCUAUCUGCCUCUAGCUGAUGUGCACAGUAUGGUCUUCUGCCGGCCAAGUUAUUUCUUAAUCGAAACUAUGCCCCGUUUCCUCAGUAUCUAACGGUGCAUUUGCUUAUGUCAAGCUCGAACUUAGUUGGGAGUAUGAUUUUCUUACGUAACGAAACUUGAAACAAAAUGAUGGUUGGCUUGACAGUGACAUAAUUUUUGAACUUUGAUAUGUAUCAGUUUCACUAUAAUAUUGAUUGGAAGUUUGGAUAUAUAAA